GCGGCCCCGAGCCCCCGCGGGACGGACCCGCCCCAGCCCCACGGACCGACGGACGGACGGGCAGACAGACGGACGGACGGGACCAUGGCCCUCCACCCGCGGAGGGUGCGCCUGAAGCCGUGGCUGGUGGCCCAGGUGGACAGCGGGAUGUACCCCGGGCUGAUCUGGCUGAACCGCGAGGCGAAGCGGUUCCAGAUCCCCUGGAAACAUGCGACUCGGCACAGCCCCCAGCACGAGGAGGAGAACACCAUCUUCAAGGCAUGGGCCGUGGAAACAGGAAAGUACCAGGAAGGAGUGGACGAGCCAGACCCUGCAAAGUGGAAAGCUCAGCUCCGAUGUGCGCUUAACAAGAGCCGGGAGUUUAAUUUGAUGUACGAUGGCACCAAGGAGGUGCCCAUGAACCCUAUUAAAAUUUAUGAAGUGUGCGACAUCCCGCAGUCGCAGGGAUCAAUCAUUAAUCCAGGUUCCACUGGCUCAGCUCCAUGGGAUGAAAAGGAUAAUGAUCUUGAUGAUGAAGAGGAGGAAGAAUUGAAUCAAUCUCAGCAUGUCCCAAUUCAAGAGACAUUUCCAUUUCUUAAUAUCAAUGAUUCUCCAAUGGCUCCAGCCACUGCAGAAAACUGCAGCCCUGAAACUGUGUGGCCAAAGAAUGAACCUCUGGAUAUGGAAAUGCCCCCAACAACGCUGCAGCACGACUUCUUCAGCAGCCCCGAGCUCUGGAUCAGCUCCCUGCCAAUGACAGACCUAGAAAUCAAGUUCGAAUAUCGAGGGAAGGAGACUGGACCCACGACGACCGUGAGCAACCCGCAGGGCUGCAGACUUUUCUACGGAGAGCUGGGUCCUAUGCCAGACCAGGAGGAGCUCUUUGGGCCCAUCAGUUUGGAGCAAGUGAAGUUUCCAGGGACAGAGCAGAUCACCAAUGAAAGGCAGAAGAUCUUCACGAGUCGGCUGCUGGAUGUUAUGGACAGGGGACUGAUCCUGGAGGUCAGCGGCCACGCCAUCUACGCCGUGCGGCUCUGCCAGUGCAAGGUGUACUGGUCUGGGCCCUGUGCCCCCUCCUCCACCACCCCAAAUCUGAUCGAGAGGCAAAAGAAGGUCAAGCUCUUCUGUCUGGAAACGUUCCUAAGCGAGCUGAUUGCCCAUCAGAAGGGACAAAUCGAGAAACAGCCACCAUACGAGAUCUACUUCUGUUUUGGAGAAGAGUGGCCCGAUGGAAAACCCAGGGAGAGGAAGCUGAUCGUGGUGCAGGUCAUCCCCGUUGUGGCCCGGAUGAUCUACGAGAUGUUCUCCGGUGACUUCACGCGCUCCUUCGACAGCGGCAGCGUGCGGCUGCAGAUCUCCACGCCGGACAUCAAGGACAACAUCGUGGCACACCUGAAGCAGCUGUACCGGCUGCUGCAGAACCACCAGGAGGGCUGGCCCAUGCAGGGCCCUGCCAUGCACAUGGCACAGCCACUCCCAGCACAGUGACCCGCCCUCGGCUUCCUCCGGGGUUCCUUACCUUGUACAUAUGCAGAAGUGUUUCUUAACCAGUGCCUUGCCUGAAUCUGAAUAAAUAAAAUCUGUAAAUCUC
Molecule: messenger RNA, 1570 nt
Organism: Hirundo rustica (Barn swallow)
Lineage: Eukaryota; Metazoa; Chordata; Aves; Passeriformes; Hirundinidae
Gene: IRF6
Product: interferon regulatory factor 6
Exons: 8
Coding region: 85-1467 (460 amino acids)
Biological process (GO): regulation of transcription by RNA polymerase II; immune system process
Cellular component (GO): nucleus
Molecular function (GO): protein binding; DNA-binding transcription factor activity, RNA polymerase II-specific; RNA polymerase II cis-regulatory region sequence-specific DNA binding
Source: RefSeq, a predicted model, not a curated record